Molecule: messenger RNA, 783 nt
Organism: Metarhizium brunneum ARSEF 3297
Lineage: Eukaryota; Fungi; Ascomycota; Sordariomycetes; Hypocreales; Clavicipitaceae
Product: N-methyltransferase tcpN
Source: RefSeq, a predicted model, not a curated record
AUGGGAGGCAAGCUCCUCGUGGCGCCGGCCAACCUGGACCUGCCCAACUUGCGAAUUCUAGAUUCAGGGACGGCGCAGGCAAACUGGCUGCUCGACCUGGCAGCCGUCGUGCCCGACACGGCGCGGCUGGUCGGGACAGACAUUGCGACGGGACAAUUCCCCCCGGAAGCACAGCGGCCGAGCAACAUGACACUGCAGACGCAGUCCAUUUUCGAGCCGUGGGACACGACCAUGGUGGGCAGCUUCGACAUUGUCCACCAGCGCUUUGUGCUCGCAGCCUGCCGCAGCGACGAGCAGGCACAGCGGGCCGUCGCCAGUCUCGUGACGCUCGCCAAGCCAGGCGGCUGGAUCGAGCUGCACGAGGGAAACAUGCUCAGCAUCCAGGAGGGCGAGGCGCACAAGGCCAUGAUGCGCUUUCGGGACAUCGCCGUGGCCGCGUGGGCCAGCAUCGGCCAGCUGCCCGAUCCCGGCGUCCGACUAGCCGGCUGGCUGCGGGGCGCGGGGGCCACGCAGGUGCACGCGCUAGUCCAGACGGUGUCCAUCGGGGCGGCGGCCAGCAAUGCGCUCGAGGCAGAGUGGUCCACCGAGCUGUGCCUCAACAUGCUUCGCACCAUGAAGCGCAUGACGGCAGGAAAAGCCGACUUUCCGGACGAGCGCGAGUUUGACAGGCUGGAGGAGGAGCUGCGUGAUGAGCUGCAGCGGGUGGGGAACCAGUGGUGCUACUACUUGGCGUACGGGAGGAGGGCCGGAGCCGAGAUGGGGGCGGGGGAGGAGGAAAUUUAA